Pogonomyrmex barbatus (red harvester ant) is the source of this 4981-nucleotide messenger RNA. RefSeq lists its product as uncharacterized. Lineage: Eukaryota; Metazoa; Arthropoda; Insecta; Hymenoptera; Formicidae. The record is from RefSeq and is a predicted model, not a curated record.
UGCGUGAUGACACGCAAUCAGUAUGCGUUUUCAUUCGUGGUGCUUUACCGCCGACCAUUCUCAAUGCCUAUGCAAAGAGCAGAAGAGUACACAAAGUACACCAAUUACUUACAAAAAUCCAUCGUUCGAGAGCUUAUGAAUAUGAAUGUUUAAACACUUUUAAAAAAAUUUUAGAUUUUACCAGGUUCCACACCAAUGUGCACCGUAACCGUCAAAAUAGAUAUCGAUCGAUCGAAAGAGAUUACAGGUAUUUGGUUUAUCAGAAUAUUCUGAACGAGACCUUGAAUCAAUGCGAUCGAUGUCUCUUUUCAUCCUUUAAAAGAAUAAACUUGCUGCCCGGAAUCGAAAGUACAUUAAGAAAUACUAAUUUCUAGCCGUGCAUCACAAUAUUACGGAAUUAAUGCAAUUUGUUUGAGAAUUAUUCCGAUAGGGAUUUUGGGGACAGAUUAGAUAUAACAGCAGCAAUUUCACGAUAUUGCUGUACAUGACGUCAGCAGACGAAUUAAAUGCAUUACUAUAAUUCUAUAUGAGGCAAUACCACGAAAUUCGAUUGCAUUUCGAAAGACAACAUUGCGGGUCUACGUACGAUAAUUCGUGAUUACUUUAGAAGUAACUUUAUGAUGUUAAUAAGAAAUCUUUCUUAUUCAAUGAGAGUAGCUAUUGUUAUAAUAGUCUCUGCAAACUCAUGCGCUUAUAUUGGAUAAUAAUACAGCUGAUUAUAUAGGAAAAAGAUUAUCAAAUAGAUUAUCAAAUAAUCUCCAACGAUACUAUAAUUUAAUCAUUACAUCAAUUUUUUAGUUGUAAUUACCGUAAUCUGCUACUUGAGCAGGUACAAGACAGGUACAUAUUUUUGUACCAAUCUUCUUAUUUCUUUUGCAUUAUAAUAUCUAUCACAAUUAUUGGUUAUACAAGUUAUUAAUUAAAAAUCUAAAAUAGAACAUUUUUUAUUUAUAUAGGAUAUACGCGCUAUUAAAAGGAUAAUAGAUAUUGUUAACAUGAAUAUAAAAUACGGUGUUAUUGUUUAGUUAUUUGUUUAAUCAGGCAUUAAUAGAUAUAAUACCCAGAUUUAAGGAAGUAACAAGAUUUAAGAAAGAGGAUGGAUUGUGUAUCUCGGAACAAAUUUGAAAUUUUAGAAAAUAAAGAAAUUUUUAAAGUAUCUGCGACUUUAUAUGUUGAAAUCCACUAAAUUUUCUCAUUUUUGUAAUUUUUAUCUUUCGUGUUUCAAAAUACACGAUUGAUCCCAAAAAGAUUGGUUUGAAUAUACUACUCUUUUUCUGGCUGAUAUAAUAUGCUAUUAUAAUUAUAUAUGAUCCACCCACGAUAUUGGAAACUGGUGAACUUGAUAGAAUACCGGAGCUUUAUCAUAUCCGAUGCCAGCGCGAUCUUUCAUAAGUACAUCUUGUUUGUCCAUGCCCAAUAAUAAGCGGCCGAUUAAAAGCGCUUGUACUCGAUAACGAGAUAGCUAUUUAUCGACAUCGAUACCCCGCGAGAGAACUACUGUCGUACCGGUCAUCAACGUGUCCUCACGCGCGCACGCACAAUGCUGCGUCCCCGCUUUUGUUGACCUUGAAAUUAGAGUGAAGUAAUGUGACCCAUAACGAAUCCCGAAGUGGCCUGCAGUGUAUCGCGAUUCUGAAGACGCGCGCCGCACGUGGGGACAUUCCACGUGGCCGUCUCUUGCGUGUAUGUGUAGGUGUGUAUGUGUGCACGCACUUAUUGUUAUGUCAUUAGGCGAAAAGAGACAAUGGGAAUCGUGAAGUCAAAAAGCAGGAUUGAUCUGGGAACGAAGGAUAAUAAUAGAUUCAAAACGAGGGAAGCCAGCAAGCAGGUGGAUGAAUAUGAGGACGUGGAAUUGAUGCUAUUGAGAAGAGCCAUCGUGAAUGAUCCUGACAGUUUCAUCUUAAAUAAUCUCAUGAUGUGUAUCCAGUUCUUCGAGAAUUAUGAGGAAGAUAUAACUCAAAUCAAAGAGACUCUAGUAUCCUCCUACGAAAGUGAAUUAAAUAAGGCGUUACCAUCUCAAAAACACGUUCUAUUGCCUGACGUUCUUCAGGAGCAUAUCUCACAUAACAUCGCUUUCACUUCAAAGAGACAAACCGAUGAUCUUAUUAUCGAACCACUGCAACCCGUCCGCAUUUAUGUUGUGCAUGACAAUAUUGAAAUUACGGAGCAACAUUAUUCAUCAGAAUACAGUAGCCUGAAUAAUGGGAUUACGUAUAAUAUGAUGGUGCAACCAAGUGAACAUCCUGGAUAUGUGCGGUUGCGACGUCUCGAUGAAAUGCCUUAUGUGAGCAAUUCCAUCAAGGAAGAAAACGGAAGAGCCGUCGAUCCUUCAUCAACGGCAGAUGACGAUGAGAUAUAUGACGGUGAUGGCGAAAGCGUUUACGGUCGUAAUUCAAAUAUGAUGCUUUCGCAUCAAUCCAAAAGGCGACCUGUCCAAAACUCCACAAUUUAUAAUGUCAGAUCUUUGCCCAAUUUACAUGACAACGAGACAAUAUACGAAGACCAAAUUUCCCUCUCCCACAAAAGUAUGUAUGAAACCCGAUCCAAUCAUGAUAUUAAGAUCGAGUCUGACUGCGAGCAUAUGUCUUCGAUGGAAGACCGAAGUAAUCAUAGCAAGAAAACAUGGUCGCAGAGUGAAUCGGAAAGCAGAAAGGGAAGUUACCAACAUUAUUCUCGAUUUAGCGCAGUGAAAUCAACGAGACAAAAAGUCCGUAGACCAGCGAGCAGUUCGAGUUCCGGCUACCGAUCUGGAGCUUGCGACAGUGAUAGCGACUGGAGCUACCAAACUACGCCAAAGUCCAAUAUGCAGACCGCUUGUCCAUUAAAUCAUAAUGAGACCGUUGAGGAUACAUCGACGAAGAUUUAUUCAAAUGCGAUGAUUCCGACGCAAUGUUUCAAGAAGGUGAGAAUCAACAGAGAGGGCAAGAUAUACACAUUUCGAAGAGAGAGAAAACCGCAAAAUACCAAGCAGUUUCGCCUCUUGAUGGCCGACAGACAAUACGACCGUGAUGUCCUAUAUACUAGUAGCGAAAUAUUCAUGAGUUAUUUCGUUGAUCUUUUCGUGGACCAACUGGCAGAACCGCUGGGAUUCAAUCCAGAAGAUCUGAAUCACGUGGAGGAGUCGGUCAUCUAUUGUGACAAGAUGAUCGAAUCGCACAGUCCUAGACUUCGCAGGAUAGAAUCCUUUGAAAUCUCGCCAACGAUAUGGCUACAGUGGCCGGAGUACGCACAGGAGUGGCUAGAUAGGCCGAGAAACACUUGGCCUGAUUACAAUGACGUCAACAAAGUGAAAGACUUUGGUUGCUACGUGAUUCCUGAAGACUCUUUACCAAAAAGAAGAAGCCAUCUGCCAAAAGAGUUGUCUCGGUAUCAAAGCGCCAAAAAAAACAUUUAUCAAGAGAUUGAAUGGCAGCUGGCAUUUCCAGCUGCAGAACGAUAUUUGGAGACUUGCAUGACACGUUCGCAAGUGCAAGUAUACUUAAUCGCACUGGUGCUCCACAAAACUUUCUUAAGGCCAGUCCUGGACACUAUGUAUGGCCUGACAACCUCUCAUAUUAGAAAUAAGCUAUUUUGGUUGAUCGAAGAGGACGAUCGGCCCUCGAAGUGGCCUGAUAAUCGAACUGGCGAGUGCCUAAUCAAGUUGUUGAAGAGCCUCUAUCGUUGUAUCAGUCAGAACGAACCGACUCUACCGGAUUAUUUCAUUCGCGAUAAGAAUGUAUUUAGCAAAGUGCCCACCGAUUACCUGUUACACAGUCAGAAGCAACUGAAAAGAAUAAUCGAAAAUCCUAUCAUGUACGUGUUUCAUGCAAUGGAGAAUAUCAAGCAUAGUAACAAGUUCUUUCCACGAUUGAAUUUCACGAAGCUAUUUAAUAUACUAACGGUGAAAUCAGGGCUGGCCGUGAUGAAUCCGGCUCUAGAUAUAUACAUGUCGCCACUAAAGACCGAUGAAUCCUAUAGGGAAGAAAUUUACAACAGAUCCGGUGGAUUCUGGGAUAGAACGCGAAAGAAGAAUCGGCAAAAUUACAGCACAUCAAUGACCGCGGGCAAAACGCUGAUUACUCCGCGCAAGGCCACAGACUCUAUCGUCGAAAUCUCGGAACGGUAUGCCAAAUUGGAAGGUCUAAGGCUGGCCGCUCUGUUGGACUUCUUUGUCAGACACUUCGUUAAAAUGGCCGAGUGCUGUCAUAGGUAUCGGGCUUAUCAGCAGAAAGAGGUUUAUCUCGAUCAAGCGGAUCGAUUGUCGAUCAUUCUAUCGGAGAUGACUAGGUACAAGGACGACGCUAAGGCCUAUCGCAAGAUGAUCUAUGCUGUAAGAAUGAAACCGAAGAUGAAGUCAACAACAAGAUCACAGAACGAGCCACCGGAAACGCCUAAGAGGAAUCUAGAACCUUUAUUCAGCGGUACUCUAAAAGAUCGUUUUACGCGACAAUUCGCUGAGAUCAUGAAGAGAUCAAAAGACGAGCAACCGCAAUCUAAUCAUGAUCAUACAGUCACGAAUAAGGUUACAACAACGGCAAUCCUCGAAGUACAAUUUACAAAUGACGAAAACGUGCAAGCGAGUUCUGCGAACGCAAUUACAUGCGAGGACGAAGAUUUUUAUAUUUCGAGGAAGCCUAUAUCGAAGGAUCAAAGUGACAACUCGGCCUCGGAUACAAUACAAAAAGUGGUCUCUCUAGCGGACAAUCUAAAUGAUACGACAUAUAUAUGAUAUAUGUGUUUAGAAAUAAUGCGUAGAUGAUCUGUCGAUUAAUACAAAGUAGAAAAAAAACUUUGUUGAACAAUUGCACUCGAAAUGAUCAAAAUGAUAUUUAUUAUUCUAUUUCGAAAUUAGUCGAUAAUCAAUUUAGUACGUAAUCGAGGAAGACUGAGCAUGCUUAUCAACAUGCUUGCGAAUUGACGAUAUUUGAUCAUUGUGUUAUGUAAGAAUGAACACGCGCGCACGCGCGAGCACACACACACACACACACACACACACACACAC